AUCUCUCACCAGCAGAGGGCUUCUUAAAUAAGGUAAGAGGAGACUACAGCGAUCCACUGUUUAUUCUAGUCCGCGUGUGAGAGAGUGACUAGAACUUGUUAAGCUAUUAUGUUUUGUGUUUAUUUUGUUUUUGUUUUUUUUUGGUUUUGUUUUUGUGUGUAUCUCAUCUCUCUAGCAUUGUUCUCUAUGCUUUUCUUUCUGCCUUCCUGACUACUGAAGAAAUUUUAUUUCUGGAAUCUUAGACGUAAGCACGCUGUAAAUAUAAAGUAAAUCUUCUCUUGAAUACGAUUAUUGCUUGCAAAUUAGCUAACUUUUCUCGACCGAUUUGGCCAGUGGACUCGUCAGGUAUUUUUCCCCGGAACAGAAAAUUAGUUACGAAUGUUCAAAACGAAAAUGAGAAGGCUAUGGAAAAAAGAACUGAUUUAAACAUUUUGAAAAUUUUCAGUACGUUGAACUCAGUUUAUAAGUUUUGAGUGAAAUCGUUACUCCAAGUUUAGCAUGACAGGCGUUGUUUUCCAGUGCAUAAAAGCUUCUCGCCAAUAUAAGUACUUUCCACUAAGUGGUAGAUUACGUAAAACAAAAUUUUUGUCCUUGCAGAAUUAUUUCCCUUUGUGAAGGACAGACUGUUGCCGUCGUGGGCUCAUCAAGACGCGAUGGCCCGUGAUAAUAAGUUCUGCUCAAUUUUGCUGCUUUUCUUCGUUAUUUGCGCAGUGUCAGGUUGGUAUCCUUUCUCGUUGUAUUGUCAUAAUUAUUAUUAUUAUUAUUAUUAUUAUUAUUAUUAUCAUUAUUAUUAUUAUUAUCAUCAUUAUUAUUGGAGUUAUUAUAAAAUUAUAGCAGACAGGAUUGUAACCAUUAUUUUUGUUGUUAUCCAAAAUAUCAUUUUUAUCAAUGUUAUCGAUAUAUAUUAUCAUUAAUAUUAUUGAUAUAUAUAUGUAUUGAUAUAUAUUAUCAUCAUUAUAUAUUUCAUAUAUAUAUAUAUAUAUAUAUAUAUAUAUAUAUAUAUAAAAUGAAGUGGGAGUAGAGUCUACCUUGGCAUAAAGUGCUCCAGGACGCAUCGAUUCUCUGUGACUCUGAGUUUCGUGCCUAAGCGCUCGUCGCUUAGGCACGAAACUCAGAGUCACAGAGAAUCGAUGCGUCAUCUUUAAUUCUUUAACUUAUGUAUACUUAGCUCUGCUACCACAGCAUUGAGCACUUUAUGCCAAGGUAGACUCUACCCCCACAUUAAUUUAUAUAUAUAUAUAUAUAUAUACAUACAUAUAUGUAUUAGAUAGAUAUAGCUAGAUAUAGCUAGAUAUAGCUAGAUAUAGCUAGAUAUAGUUAGAUAUAUAGAUAUAUAGAUAUAGUUAGAUAUAGCUCUUUGGCAUACAAAGCUUUGCUUUCAUGUCCAAAUUGAGCAUUCUACUAGGAUGAGUCAUUGCUGCUAGCAUUAUGCAUGCUCACUAGUUUUUCUAGUUUGAGCACUCUGGCAUGGCUUAGAUGAUCCCACAUGUGUGAGAUCACUUGGGGUGGCUAUAUGGCCUCACCUCCAUCUUAGCAUCAGUACUGCACUGAUGAGGCCCAGAAGGCCGAAACAGUACUGUCUGCAGUUAGUUACAUACAUAUAUGUAUAUAAUUCCUUCUCGGUAUCGAACAAAAAGGAUAAUAGUCAUUCAUAGCACUCUCCAAAUCUUGGGAAAUUACUCUUACCAACUCUCAAGUCCUGCUUUUUGUUUUCCUCUCUUUUUCACAACAUUAUCAGAUAUGACUACGUCCAUUAUAGAUACGACUAAAGGAAAAUAAAUUCCAUUUCUUCGUGUCGUGGUAAGAACACGAGAGGUAAUAAUCGAACAUAUUUUUGUUGCCUUUCCAGAUGGACUACUGGUAACUCUACUCUCUUUUUCUGGUCGACCAAACGUUUGGUGGCAUGUCCCAGACAAUCACCAACUCAUGGCAGAUAUAAAGAGCAAUCUGACGGAUGCGAGGAACCGACAAGCUACUCUUACUCUAAGCAGUAUACCUCCGAGGCUCGGGUACAAAGGACUCGUAAUAGGCUUUGGGGAGUUAGCAGUCGGUGCUGAAAGUAAAAAACUUCAAUUGGUUUUGCUAAACAGUAUACCAGACAACCUUUUACCAGCUGCUUAUAUCAAUAGGAUGAAGAGAGAAGUUGACCAGGUAGAACCGUUUAAUGGCGGUGGGGACGGUGGAGACGGUGGGGGCGGUGGGGGCGGUAUUGAUGGAGGCGGGGGCGGUGCAGCCAAAAUUGGCGAUAAAAGAAAAAAAGGGCCGUUCAUUAGAAAGAAGCGUUUGGUCCUUGACUACAAUCCUUUUAUUUGGAACCUUUUCCCUAUUGUGCUUUUUAACAACUGUUACAACUAUGCCAACAAUAAAAUGACGCACACCUUUGCACAGCCUGGAAGAGGUUCGGGGGCGAUGUAUGCAGGGAUAACUGGCGCUCUGGUGGAAACAGCAGCAGUGAAUGAUGGAUUGCGAGUCAUUGCCGACCCGCAAGUGCCGGAUAAAUCGCUGGACUUUGUGGUGGCUCUUGUUGUCGAACCCAGUAAGUACAAAUCAAACCGUUGCUUCUGUAAAUGUUUUUUCUUUUUUACAAAGGGACCAUAAGAUCUCGGAUUAAGCAUGACACUUCCUAUGACUGGAAUUGCUUUAUAAUAAAGUUCGGAUAUAACGCGCGCUGUCAUUGUGAAAGGGUGUACUCUAUCGGAGUACAAAGCAUAGAGCUGAGCUAAAGCUGUCACGCCAUCUGCAAUUUGUUUUAUGCCCAAUCUUCCAUGGACUUCUCUCCAGCUUUUUUUCGUCAAUUUAAAAAAACGUUUUUGAACUUGCAAAGCGUCGUAAUUUUCGUUAUUAUAACGUGAGUAUAGACGAAAAUCCUCAAAGAGUAAACGAAAUGGACACUCCGAGUCUUGAAGGUUUUCACGCUCAGUUAGAUUGGAAGCUUACGAAAGGUAAUAAAAAUGAAAUACAGCUAACACCUGUAUAGUAUGUAUAGUUCGUGCUCAAAAACAAAACAGAACAAAGCAGGAAUGAUGAAAAAUAUAACCAAACUGGCAUAACUGUUAAAAAUUCAUACUAAUCAUGACAUUGUCGAAGCGACUGCGGUCACGCUGAGGUCCAUCGCGGCUAGCUCAUCAUGGCGAUCUCGGGUCAUCUCAGUGAGGUAAGCCUCAGAAAUUACGUCGGCCGCCCUUCGGGUGAACAACUAACAGCUUGCUCUGAUAUCCUUUCCGAUAUGUUGAGUUGAAGACCGCAUCAGUCACAGCAGCCAAGUAUUAGGGCACUGGCAUUCCAAGAAAUGUCUUUGUAAAAUCCGGCUGCCGUUCAUUCAUAAAACACACGCCUUUUAGCAGUGAGUUUUCUUUUGUCAUGUAGAAAAAAAAAUUGAAUGUUUUUAUGAGCCACAAUUGCGAAUUGUUCACAGAUUGUGAACUUUGAUGGUUUGACAGCGUUAAUCUUGUUCGACCAAUCAGAUUAUUCGAUCUAUUCCAACAAGGAUUCUGAUUGGCUGAUUGUAGCGUGCUUUGUGAGAGUACAGGGCAUGCUGACAACACUGUUGACACUCAAGAAGUGGGGAAACACCCGACUACGUCUCGUGUUUCUCUCUACAAUGCUUUCGUCCUCUAGCCGCUUCUUGAGUGCUUUACAACAGAACAGAGCACAGUCAAGGCUGAGUCUCUAUCUGUUAAUUAUUGGGCUAUACAUACACCUUUUAUCGCAUCUUUACCUUCAAAUAAAGGAAAUGAAGUUAAUUUCUGGAGAAAUACUGAGAUGAGAAGCGACUCGGGUACAAAUUUAGAAAUUUUGAAUUUUUGUUUUUUCUCCCACAAAAAAAGUUCUCAAAUGCAUUGUAAAUCAACUAGCCAACAUGAGAACAGAAGCAAUAAGGUUCGAGAAUCACACCUGAAGAAAAGCAACCAAUCACAACGCAGCAUCAUAAAAUAGUAGGUUUCCAUAACUUCAACCGCACCGAUUAUCCAUAGACCAUUAAAGGUAUAUUUUCCAUAGCAAUCAAUAGUACAUUUAACUUGGGAGUCAAUACACGACGUAAACUGUUAAAAUAUAAUUAUUCCCUGAAAAACAUUUUGUGUUUGAAGUUCACUUGCGGUGAUAGUAGCAUGCUCUUAUUUGCUUUUCCAUUAGGGAUCAGACUUUAUUUAUAGGGAAGGGAACUGAAGCUAAGAGGACUUAGGGGAAUGUCAUUGUUGUCAGGGGAUAGAGGGGACCAGUCGUCUCCUCCAAUCCACCCUCAGCCAGGAGAUAAAAUUAAUGAGGGUUGUGCAAUAUUUUGAAGAACCUGCUGUAUUUCCUUGUUCCACAGAUGUUGACUUCCACUGGUAUGUUCUGAACCGUCGUGGUCGAUGGUCUCACAAGCCUGGUCAAACGUUCGCGAUUAAUUGGGAUAAUGCUGGAGCACCGAUAAAUAAUGUUCGAGCUUGUAAUAUGGGCAACUAUCAGUUCCGCAGCUACAUGGCUACCAACUAUGGGACUACGAUCCAGUGAUCGCAAAGAGGUCGUUUCUCAUUAUAUUGUUUGACCCUGAGAAUUAAGGUAUAGCUCUGUAAAGCUAUUUCAAAUAAAAGGGUA
Molecule: messenger RNA, 4578 nt
Organism: Pocillopora meandrina
Lineage: Eukaryota; Metazoa; Cnidaria; Anthozoa; Scleractinia; Pocilloporidae
Source: the annotation of a GenBank genome assembly